Musca domestica (house fly) is the source of this 2840-nucleotide messenger RNA. Its product is annotated as protein kinase 4. NCBI's taxonomy places the organism in Eukaryota, Metazoa, Arthropoda, Insecta, Diptera, Muscidae. The transcript has 3 exons. The record is from RefSeq and is a predicted model, not a curated record. Bases 929 to 2632 code for a protein of 567 amino acids.
UUUCGGUAGAGUAGUGUACUAGGAGCCAGCCAACGACGAAAACAUUCCGUGUGAAAGCGUGUUCGUGCGUGCGUGUGUAUUUAUUUUGUGAUAUAUUCAAAGCAUACUCUUAGCCAUAAAGGAGCUGGAAAAAAUAGUUUCACAGUUUUUUUUCCCAUUUUUACAGUUAGUCAUAUUUGCCAGCAAAAAAAAAAAACUGCAAUUGCAAUAAUGACACGGUUUGCGAAAACGUGAAUGGGAUUUCUUUAAAGAAUAUAUAUGUUCUUAGGUUUGCAUUUAAUAUGUUAGUGGCUGAAGUGGCUGGUGUUGUGCUUCAUGUCCUUGGCUCCCCUUUAAAUGUCAGGACAACAUGCAAUUCAUGGCUUCGUCUUUCCCAGCAUACCAAAAAUUCCAUAGAAUGUGAAAAGUGAAAUUAAAAGGAAAACAUAAAUAAAACACAACACAACGAUUCAGUUUCGUUUUCAUUUUUUGGUUCCAAUGUAAAUGGAACAAGUGAAAGUUUGCAUUGUUGUGAUGAAAAAGGUGAAAAUACUCACGAUAAAUAAAUUACAAUAAAUAAAUGCACAGAGCAGUGUAAAUAUUUAGCAAAUAAUUUGUUUGGCCAUUUUUUACUAAGAAAAAAAGUACCCAUUAUCAAAAAGAAAUGAAACAAUGUCAAUGCACUAGAAAAAUUGACCAAGGACAUUGAUGUUACUGCUCGGCCAAAAACAAGCAUUGCAAGGAAAUACAAAAAAAAAAAAACAAAUUGUGAAUUGCGAAUUAACUUCGAGUCAAUACCAACAGAUGACCAAUAUGUUGCAAAUAGCAACGUAAAAGCCCAGAGGAUACUACAAUUAGGGGCAUUUUACGCUUUUGAGGUUUGACAAACGUCAACGGGAUAGGGAGCUAAGCGUACGGCAUUCGCGAUAGUUGGCGGACAAAGAACGUUAUGCAUUUUUGGAUAGACAAACGUUCGCCACAAUGUGGUUUUGGAAGAUCGCGGGUGGCAGCUUCUUUGUCUGGGGCUGGUGGUGGGGCGGGUGUAAGUUUUGGUCAUCCGCCACGUAGAACCAAUAAAUCCACAGCGGCUGUACAUCGCCAACAGCAGCAGCAGCAACAACAACAACAGCAGCAGCAACAUCAUCAUCAACAAGCGGCCCAAUAUCAUCAACAUGCCGGCGGCAGCGGAGGAGGUGUUGCCGCUGGCGGAGGAAGUGUUUCAAGUUCUCCACAUUAUGUUGGUGCCAGUGGCAGCAGCAGUUCUCAUCAUUCCCAAAACAACAAUAACAACAGCCACAAUCCGGCAGCGGGCCUAACAGUACCCACACACAUGUCUUCUUCUUCAUCUUCCUCGGCUAAUCGUAAUCACGCUUCCAGAACUAACAACUCCCAUCACUAUUACAACAACAAUCGUCAAUAUCAGGCCCAUGGCCAACAAGCACAUCACACAAGCAGCAGCGGCGUGACCACCACUACAAACACAACAGGAGGAGGAGUGCCAACAACAACAACAUCAUCGCCAGCAAUAAUCAAUUCUAGCAAUAAUAAUCAUGUCAUCACCACGAACUCGUCGAACCUUAUAACUUCACCCACGGGCAAUAAUGCCACUCCCUCGGCGACCAUAACUUCCUCAUCGUCGGCAGCAUAUGUCACUUAUAGUCCAUCGUCAACUGGCCAUAUGGCAGGUCAACAGCAUUCGCAUCAUCAGACACAGCACCAGCAGCAUCAUCAUUUACAGCAACAACAAAAUCCUUAUCAACAACAACGUUAUCGUCAUCCCCAAUUCGGUAAUAUGUCGGUGAGGACAUAUCCAUUGGCAUCAGCGACAGCGGCAACGGUCCAACAGCAACAAUCAGCAAGCUAUUCACAUAAUGCCAAUGUUGUGGUGCAUCAUCAGCAGCAGCAGCAACCACCACAUGCUGUUGAUUCCUCAUUGAAUCCCAUACCGGAAAGUUCUUCAGUUCAGCAUCAAAGCCCAAUUCAAACUGCCAAUAUAACUGCUGAACUGUAUCAAUCAUCACCCCGAGUUGUAACAGUUUUUCCUCGACCAGUUUACGCCGCAAAUACCAGUAAUCCGAGCAACACCACCAAUACGGCGAAUCCACGGCGGCGCAAUGUUACGCGAUCCAUUGAAAGUGUGGGCCUGCAAUUUCUCCCGCUACAUCUGAAAUGUGGCAUUUUCGCUUCACUCGUCCUAGCCAUAGCCUUCAUUGUGGGCAUUAAAGUCUAUUUCAAUAAUCAUGGCACCAAAUUUGAGGUUGGACUUUUUUGGUUGCUCACGGCUACAUUUGUUUUUGCCUUCUGCUUUGUCUCCAUUUGUAAAGUACCUAGCAUAUUGUUUGCCGCCUCAUCGGCAUCUUCGCGCUCGGGUUCGAGAGAUCAAACGGUACGCGAUCGUUGUAGUAUGGAUGAUGCACGAGGUUCUGUGGUCAAUUCCAUUGAUGAUGUUGUGCUCAGUAGUCUGCAGGAAUUCCAACAGCAGGAAAUCUUGGAGCAACAAAUGACACAGGCGGUCCAGGCGCAACAACAGGCGGCAGGUCCACCUCCAUAUCACAUAGCCAUAUUGCUGCCAGCCGAAUCGACGAAGGGCAAAGAAGAUAAUGACCAGGUAGAAGAGUCACCACCACCGUCCUAUGAUAAGAUAUUGAUAUAAAAUGUGUACGAUUUUUUUGUGGCGCCAUUUGCAGGCCGAUGUUUUACUGCGAAUACAGCUGGUAGGUGGUAAGAAUUUUAUUAGAAUUUAAAAAUAAUAAAAAAACACAAAUGAAAUUUAUAAUUGUAGAUUAUGAUCAAUUUAUACACAUAUAUAAUAUACACAGGAUAUUUAUUAAAUAAUUAAGAUAUUUUUUCGAAAAAAAAAA